Messenger RNA from Opisthorchis viverrini, 423 nucleotides. RefSeq lists its product as hypothetical. The record is from RefSeq and is a predicted model, not a curated record. The coding region runs from base 73 to 423 and encodes 116 amino acids. The transcript has 2 exons. Lineage: Eukaryota; Metazoa; Platyhelminthes; Trematoda; Opisthorchiida; Opisthorchiidae.
ACAACGGUGCGAACUGCUAUACCAGACCUAUCCACCCUUACAGCUGCAAUCGCCUGUCGUAAUCCAAGUAACAUGGACCUCAGCUGGGUUUUUUUAACCCGAGACGCAGAGUUGGUCAUCCUAAUGUCUUACUCACAGAAAGCAGUGUUGCGGUUGGUGUCCUCACGUCUCCAUAAAGCUGUUCGUUAUGGCUUACUCUUAUCACGUUUGCUACUCAAUUUCCCAUUUAGCUUGAUUGUAGAAGAAACCCUUGCUGUGUUUAAUGCUACCGAUAUGAAACAUAUUAUUUGGGAAAACUUUGAAGACCUUGAGUACACAGACUAUGUCAUACCGUUUCCAGACGUUGGACGGCCGCAUGUGGACGAAGUGAAUCACAGGACUCUUAAAGCCUGUUCCGGUUUUCUUCAGCGUCGUGACCUGUGA